This is a messenger RNA of Mobula hypostoma (lesser devil ray), 9252 nucleotides long. RefSeq names its product synapse defective 1, Rho GTPase, homolog 2 (C. elegans) (gene syde2). The record is from RefSeq and is a predicted model, not a curated record. Gene Ontology annotation, biological process: signal transduction; cell migration; regulation of Ras protein signal transduction. Gene Ontology annotation, molecular function: GTPase activator activity. The coding region runs from base 171 to 4142 and encodes 1323 amino acids. Lineage: Eukaryota; Metazoa; Chordata; Chondrichthyes; Myliobatiformes; Myliobatidae. The transcript has 7 exons. Gene Ontology annotation, cellular component: synaptic membrane.
UCGAGGAUGGCUGACGCCUGCGCGGAAGGCGCUGAGCGGAGUGAAGAGCAAGGUCGAGCGGCGGCUACAGGCAGUGCGCGCAGGGGUGCGCUGAGGAGAGAGAUAGGGGUGCAACUGCCAACGCAGGCGAACUAGCUGUGUCCGGGAGCGGAGGGGGGAGCCGAGCGGGGAUGGCCGACCCCUUACGCCGGACUUUGUUCGCCAAGCUGAGGGGGAAGAAGCCCAAGAAGACGGCGAGCAGUGUCUCAAGGGGCCACGAAGGUAAAGCGAAGCUCCUUCAGCAGCAGCGGCGGCGGCGACAACAGUUCCAGGCCGGGCCCGGGGCGUUUGGGUUAGGUGGACCGGCGGGCGUCAGUCGGGUCUCCCCGGUCCCGGGCGGAGGAGAGGAUGAGAGGCGGAGCGUGUGCGAGGACCUGGCCGGUCCUCCGCCUCUGGACCCCAUCCUGGCCGACCACGACGACGACGACGGCGGCGGCGAUUACUAUGACAACCGGCGUCGGCGGGCCUGCAGGGCUCGGCGGCCGUGUCUGGGCGGCCAGGCCGCUUCGCCGUGCCGCCGCGAGAGAGAGAGGCUGAGGAGCCGGCUGCAAGAAGCCUAUUACCUGCUCAUCCACGCCAUGCACGGCAUGCCCACGGACACCCCCGCAACCGCGGGCUAUCUCCGGGGCACCCCCUCGCUGGCCACGGCCUCCUCUGGCCAGCUUGACCUCCUCCGCCGGCAGCUCUCCACUUCAUUGCCUCCUUCCCGGAGUCAUCUCGCCAGCCAGAGCCCGACGGCUUCCAGAUCCUCUCUGCAGCGGUCAGUGAGCGACGGGGUCAUCGAUUACCUUUCCAUCCUCACUGACCGGUCAGUGGCGAGCCCGCCUGGCUGGGGCCAAACAUCCCCCCAGGCUGGGGGCUCGCACCCCGACCAUUUACCCUCUUCAGUCUGUGUGAAGCCUUCAGAAAGUAAUAUGGUGCCCCGUUACGCCGGGUCUAAGCUGAAUAAGUUGGGGGGUCCCGGUGAUGCGGUCUGCGGAUCGUGCGACCAGCAAAACGAUAGGCAGGGCUCCUCUUUAAAACCACCUGCAGUGACGGUCAACAAAAUGCAGGAGUGGAUGCACAGAGGGCGCAUGCUGUCCUUGGAGAUGAAAGAGCGCAUUAGCGGGUCCGUAAAAGCCAGCCUGCCAUCUGGUUCAUUGCCAGGUCAGGCAGCCCGUAAAGUGGAAGCGCAGAAGGCGAGUUCCCCUGUGGCCGUCAGGGUGCAAGGGAACAAAACGGCCUCGCCCCCCGCCACCCAGAGGGUUUUCCUGACAGAUUUCAUUGAAAAUGUACACGCCUCUUCAAAAAUAAGGAGAGAAUUGAAAACCUCUGAAGCUAACAAGAUCAAUGAAUACAAGCCACACAUAAACAACAUCACAGUGUCCAAAAAAAGAAACUGGCUACAGCAGAGUUCUCUGAACCCUUAUUUGAAUGAGGAGACUAAUUCCCCCGUAUCAUUAGAGUUAACAAACCACAUCACUGGUCCAAGCCCUUCGCCGGAAAACAAACAACAACCUGCAAUUUUACCUGAAGAGACUGACCAACAAAAUAACCACAGAAUUGCUACAGAGAUUAUUUUGGAUCAUGGUGAAGAAAAUGAUGCAGAUGACGAGGGGGAGAUAUGGUAUAAUCCCAUCCCAGAGGAUGAAGACGUUGAUAUACCACAAACACAGUCCCUUCCUGGGAGCUGUCUGGCUAAAACUGAAAAUUCAGAAGGCAUGCAGAUCAAAUCACCCAAAUUGCCUGUCAGUGAUUUGGUUAAAGGACAAGUAACCUUGGGAAUUCCUGUAAAUUGCUCUGAAAGUGUGAAGGAAAUCCAGGUAGCUUCAGUGACUGAUCUGAAUCGGGCAAAUUGUGUGAAUUCUACGAGUUCUACAAAUUCCACCGAAUGUGGGCAGCUGCAUAGGCAGAUGUGUGUGUGCAAGUCUAACAGUGGGACAAAUAUGGAUGAGAGCUGUGUGCACAAACUGCCAUCUGCAGUACACACCAUGGAUCUUUUCAAUGGUUCCGUUUGUGCAGUGGAAGUAUUAGCAGCAACAACAACGAAUGAGUUUUCACCACCUUCCAGCCCUUCGCCUUUCAAAAAGGGGACUGCAAUUAAUUGGUCAUUACCAGAAAAGAUAAAAUCUCCUCGGACUGUGAGGAAGCUUUCAAUGAAAAUGAGAAAACUUCCAGAAAUUAGCAGAAAAUUGAGCAUUAAAGGGACUUCCAGCCAUAACUACAAUGAUUCAGUUUCUAAAGGCACCUAUGGAUCUUUAUCUCCUGGGAUUUUGACGAAUGCUGCUAGUAGAAAUGUUAUCAGUCGUUAUCACCUGGACACGAGUGUUGUAUCACAGAACUGCAAAAAGAAAAAUUUGGGGGGCUCCAAGUCUGCUAGCAAAGGUGGCUACCUUAGUGACGGGGAUUCACCAGAACUUGUUGCCAAAUCGGGUAAGCACUCCUGUGAAAGUAAACCAGCAAAGGGGAAUGUUGCUUCAACCCCCCAUAAAACACACAGUGCAGAGAUUGACGUUGAUGCUUUUAGGCACUACAGUUUUGUGGAUCAACCCAAAUGCUCUCAAUAUAUUUCUGGACUAAUGAGUGUUCAUUUUUAUGGUGCCGAGGAUUUAAAGCCACCAAGGAUUGAUUCCAGAGAAGUAUUCUGUGCUAUACAAGUGGAUUCUGUCAACAAAGCCAGGACAGCCUUGCUCACCUGCAGAACCACAUUUUUGGACAUGGACCACACAUUCAAUAUUGAGUUGGAGAAUGCACAACAUCUCAAGUUGGUUGUCUUCAGCUGGGAGCCAACGCCUCGGCGGAACAGAGUCUGUUGCCAUGGCACCGUUGUACUCCCCACACUCUUCAGGGUAUCCAAGAUGCACCAGCUGGCAGUAAAGCUCGAGCCCAGAGGGCUCAUUUAUGUGAAGCUCACCCUGAUGGAGCAGUGGGAAAACUCACUGGACAGCCUAGACGCAGAGCGAGAGCCAAUGGUAUUUGGUGUUGAGGCACGAAAAAUAGUUGAGAAAGAAAACACGGGCUUGAGGGUGCCAUUGUUGAUGCAGAAAUGUAUAGUGGAGAUUGAGAAAAGAGGUUGUCAGGUUGUGGGCCUAUAUCGACUUUGUGGCUCUGCUGCAGUUAAGAAAGAAUUAAGAGAAGCUUUUGAGCGUGACAGCAAAUCUGUUGGCUUAUCUGAGAACCUGUAUCCAGAUAUCAAUGUAAUUACAGGUGUUCUCAAGGACUACCUGAGGGAACUGCCAUCACCAUUGAUAACGAAGCAGCUAUAUGAUGCUGUUCUGGAUGCCAUGGCUAAGCAACCCCUCAAGAUUACCUCUUCUGGGUGUGAGAAUGACCCGAGUGACUGUGAGUACACAGCCAGUCUCCUGGACUGCCUGCCGGAAGUGGAGAGGGCAACACUGAAGAUGCUGCUGGAUCAUCUGAAGCUUGUUGCUUCGUACCAUGAGGUCAAUAAGAUGACCUGCCAGAACCUGGCAGUGUGUUUUGGGCCUGUACUCCUAAGCCAGCGGCAAGAGGCCUCCAACCAUAGCAAUAGGGUUUUCACAGACUCCGAGGAGUUGGCCAGUGCGUUGGACUUCAAGAAGCACAUCGAAGUAUUGCAUUACCUACUUCAACUCUGGCCAGUGCAAAAUGCCGGUACCAAAGAGUACGGGGAAGGUGGUGGAUUUCCUAAACCAGACAAGUCAGUGAAUUGUGUGAGGAGGAGGAAGCAGCGACCUACAAUGCUAAACUUAACAAAUUCCGAGAUGCCGAGUGUGCUGCGUUCCAGACAGGUUAGGCUCGACAGUCCUAGCAAUCGCUAUGCUGGGGACUGGAGCAGUUGUGGCGAAAGUUACCUCCUGAGGCCAAAGGAAGAGAGUGCUGAGGCGGACUAUGACGAUGUCCCUUCAGAAGACACUGGGAGUGAAGAGGAGAACUUAAUGACAGAUGGGACAAAUCGUGUACCGCAACCACAUGCAGAGCCAGAAUCCAAAGAGCAAGUACACGAGACUUAUGUUAGCGUGGAGGAAAUCAGUCCAGCAUUGAAAGAUCGAGUGAACCUUAAGGAUCUUCAAGAAAGUAUUGACACACUAAUUGGAAACUUGGAACGAGAACUGAGCAAAAACAAGCUAAAUGUCACUUGUUAAGCUACCCUGUCAAUUAGGGAGAGUUCCAGCCAACAGUUGUAUCAGCCAUUUUCUAUGAUGGGAGUGCUCUUUCAGUAUGAGAUGUAAUGUGAGUUAUCUUGGGUCCGUUGACUCAUUUUAGGCAUUCCAGGGUUUUUGUUGAGGCCCUCCGAUGGUCAUAGUCGACCAUGCAUGUUGCAUCCUAACUGUCUACAUUAUCAGUUGAUACUCAAGUUAGGGCAGUACAAUAUGUAGAGCAAACUGCUGCCCAUGCAUGCAGCAGGCUCCCCUUCUCCAAGCAACUGAUGAAUCCAAAGGAAUGGCAGAGACUGAUACAGUUUGGCACCAGCAGCAUCGCAGGAGUUGCCAGUCAGCAUUGAGCUCAAUGUAGGACUGCCUUAGGGACUCCAGAUCUGAAUUUUUCCUCUGGGUUUACUCCCGAAGCCUUCCUCAUGAGUGGGUAUAGCCGCAAGGCAGUGGAGGUUUAAGAUCAGAGUUUUCCUUUUCCUAGAUGAGCUGCCAGCCAUGGUUGACGAGCCCCAUCUGCUCGGAGCAACUGGUUUUAAGGUGCCAGGAGUUCGCCUUUGCCCCUUCUCCUGUCAGUAGGUAAGCUUCUGCUGGGCUUAGUAGCUAAGCCAUAUGUGAAAGCCAGGAGCUGGACUUGGUUGUCAGAGGCUAUUUGAGCCGCAUGCCAUUGGGAGCAUUUAAUAGGUAAUGGGAGCUUGUCCCUACUACUGUCUCCCCUCCGGCUAUGACAGCUUCCAGGAACCAGGACCGUUGUACAUGUAAGUUUUUCUUUUCUUCAUAUUGGAAGAAUUCAGUGGAUUGACCCCAAGGGGUAUGUGGUGCCUUAAAGGCAUGUUAUUUUACAGUACUGUAGACUGAGCACUGUGUUCAGGUAGGAAUAUCAGCAGAUGCACUUAUGAAUGACGAGGACUUUUGAAGGAGACUAGCCAUUAUCACUCAGCAUCCUGAGUCGUCUUUAAGCUCACCUCUGAUCAUCCUCAUGUUUAGAUGCUGCUUGGCAGAUCUUUCUGCAGUGAGACAGAGUGUUUUUUAACAGCAAUAGUUACCAAUUAAAGAUCUGCCCGUCACUGUUCAUUUGCAUUGUAAUACAAAGGCUGCUAUGAAGAAACUAUAUGCACAGGGGAGAAAAAAAAACCCUGCACAUUUUUUGGGUAAUGAAAAAUAUUGUAAGCUGUUAUCUUUCUUUGUUAUUAACACAUCUCUGUAACUGUAUUUAAAGGCAAAUCAAAGCAAAUGGUAUAUUUUUCUAACCCUUUAUAUUUUUGAUAAAGUGUUACUUACUGCCCAUUACGCCGCUGACGUUUCGGGCAGCAAUGAAGGUCCUACAUCUCUGGUGGUGUUCAGGGCUUCCUUCAUCCUGUCAGUAGCUUCCUCUCGGUUUCACUACUGUCAGCCAUGCAAGUCCCCGGGUGUAGACUCAGGAAUACUGUCGCACUCAGAUGUAGAAGGAUUCUUCAUUGGUGUUUUAUCAGUCAGGGUUGUUAGCCCUGAGCUGAACCCCAGAACCUGGAGGAGUAGUGGACCACUCUUAGUCUGGCUUCUACCCUUUGACGUCUUUGACAUGGGUGACCCUACCAAGAGCCAAAGCAUAAAGCCCUGACUCCAGCCAACAUAGCUGUCUGGGUCAUUGAGGCACACAAACCUCUAAACCACACCAAGGUUGUGGUCCACUUGGAGCUUUGAUUAAGUAUGAUUUGCAUGUAUAGUGAUGCACGUACCAGAAGACCAAAUACCAUUAGAUAUACUGCCUGAGAAAUGUAUAUAUAAAUAUAUAUAUAAAUGCACGAUAAAGAGAGCUGUGAGGAAGUGUUUUUAAUAUAAUGUGGCUAAAUAUUUUUCAACACCUGCUAUGGCAUUAUGCUUGCUUAUGACAGAUUUUUAAAAAUUUAGAGAUACAGCAUGGUAAGCUGGCCCUUCUGGCCCAACAAAUCUCUGCUGCCCAAUUACACCCAUGUGACCAAUUGACCUACUAACCAGUAUGUCAUUGGAAUGUGGGAGGAAACCAGAGCACUGGAAGGAACCCAGGCCAUCACGGGGAGAACAUACAAACUCCUUACAGAUAACAGCAGAAAUUGAACCCCAGUUGCUGGCAUUGUAAAGCGAUGAUCUAACUCAAUCUUUGCCUCUAUCUUGUACACCUCUAUCAAGUCACCUCUCAUCCUCCUUCGCUCCAAAGAGAAUAGCCCUAGCUACCUCAACCUAUCUCCAUAAGACAUGCUCUCUAAUCCUGGUAAAUCUCCUCUGCACCCUCUAAAGCUUCCACAUCCUUCUUAUAAUGAGGCAAUAAUUAAGACCAUUAGGAGCAGAAUUAGGCCAGUCAGUCCAUUGAGUCUGUUCUGCCAUUCCAUCAUGGCUGAUUUAUUAUCCCUCAUUCUCCUGCUUUCUCCCCGUAACCUUUGAUGACCGUACUAAUCAAGAACUAUCCACCUUUGUUUUCAUUAUACCCAAUGACUUGGCCUCCACAGCUGUCUGUGGCAAUGAAUUCUGCAGAUUCACCACUCUCUGGCUAAAGAAAUUCCACUUCAUCUCUCUGACCUUUGGUCCUAAACUCCCCCACUAUUGAAAACCUCCUUUCCACAGCUAGGCCUUUCAAUCUUCAAUAGGUUUCAAUGAGACUCCCCUCUUAUUCUUCUAAACUCCAGUGAGUAUAGGGCCAGAGCCAUCAUAAGGUCAUCAUAUGCUCCUCUUCAGCCCAUCCAAACCUUGCCAAACUGUUGUUCUGAUUAAUCCCUUUAAGCCACAACUGGACCACAGCCCUCCAUGCUUUAUCCAGACUUCUCUUAAAUGUUGUAAUCAAUGCCACAUUCACCAUUUCUGCUGGCAUUUUGUUCCACACUCUCACCACCCUCUAAGUGAAGAAGUUCCCCUUAAAUAUUUCACCUUCCAUCCUUAACCCAUGACCUCUAGUUCUAGUCUCAACCAAUCUGAAUGGAAAAAACUUGCUUGCAUUUACCCGAUCUAUACCCCUUAUUUCAUACGCCUCUAUCAAAUCUCCCCUCAGUUUUCUGUGCUCCAGGGAAUAAAGUCCUAACCUUUUCAAUCUUUCCCUAUAACUCGGGUCCUCUGGUUCUGACAACGUUUUGUAGAUUUUCUUUGUACUCUUUCAAUCUUAUUGAUAUCUUUCCUACAGGUGGGUGACCAGCACUUCACACAGUACCCCAAAUUAAGCCUCACAAAAGUCUUAUAGGGGGUGCCACCUAGCAUAGUGGUUAGCGCGAUGCUUUUACAGCUCAUACAGUUGGAGUUCAGUUCUGGCAUUGUCUGUAAGGAGUUUGCACAUUCUCUCAGUGACUGCAUGGGCUUCCUCCAAGUGCUUCAGUUUCUUCCCACAGUUCAAAGACAUACCAGAUAAUAGAUUAAUUGGUCAUUGUGAAUAGGCUACAGCUACGGUUAAUUAUAGGUGCGUUGAUGGGUGUUGCGGCUCUUUAGGGUGGAAGGGCCUGUUCUGCGCUCUAUUUCAAAAUAAAAUAAAUUGUACAACUUCCUUGUCUAAUUUGAGCCUGUGUAGAAUCAUUUCCACAUCGGCCUCAAAGUUGGGUCAGACAUUGAGCAGUUCUGUACAUAGUAUCAUAGUCACUCCUGCCUCCUUAUUUCUAACAAUUAAUUCUGUCCCUUGGACCUCUGUAUCUGCUACCCUGGAAAAGGGUUCUACUGAAUCAGUAUAGAAGUGGCAUCUUUCACAAUGUGCAUUCCUGUCAGUUCUCCAUGCCCUUAAAUCAAAAUUCUGCUCAUUCUUUCACAUAUGCAGCCUAACUGGGGUGAUGAGCUAACAAGUUUUACAGAAACAGUACUGUUACAACUGAGAUUGAAAACAGGCCAACUUGCAUAACCUAAAGUCAAUUAAAGUUUAACAUCUGGAGUUAAAAAUUACAGGCAGCUUGUAUUUCCCAGUCUCACAAAUUAACAUGUGCAAAAGUGCUUAGAGAAUGAAUCACAUUGUCCUGGAGCACUCAUUCGUUCAUUAUGUUCCAUGUCUAUGACCAUGACUGUCCUUGGCAAAUUUCUCUUCGGAAGUGGUUUGCCGUUGCCUUCUGGGCGGUGUCUUUGCAGGACAGGUGACCCCAGCCAUUAUCAAUACUCUUCAGAGAUUGUCUGCCUGGCAUCAGUGGUCCCAUAUGCAGGAUGUGAUAUGGAUCAGCUGCUGAUACGACCAUCCACUUCCUGCUCCCAUGAUUUCACAUAACCCUGAUUGGGGAGCUAAGCAGGUGCUACACCUUGCCCAAGGUGACCUGCAGGCUAGCGGAGGGAAGGAGUGCCUAAUACGUCCUUUGGUGGAGACAUAUCUCCACCCUAUCACCCACACAGAGCAUUACAGCGCAGAAGUAGCCCAGUUUUUGCUUAGUCCCAUCGACCUGCGCAGGAACCAUAGCUCUCCAUACCUCUCUCAUCUAUGUGCCUAUUACCACAUUAUCAGUUAAAUCAUUAAUACAGAUGACAAACAGCAAUGGGCCCAGCACCUAUCCUUAGUUUCCAAUUUCUAGGGAUUAGAUCUCCUAGUUUCAAAUUAUUAACUAUGGAUUUGAUAUACUGCCAUUUUAUUAUUUAAGCUAAGGUUGGCCUUAAUCUUUUUUACAGCUGCAAUGUUUUCAGACACUGUUUUAAAUAUUUACUGAAAAUAUGAAGUCAUAUGACCGAAUAAACACGAUAAAAGUUGCCACUGCUAUGUCACGUUACCUUGUGUUUCAACUUGCUUUUAAUGUGUAUACUGUGUAUAAUGUGAACACAUUUGGCCAUCUUAGUUUUAAUUAACACUCCUCACAGCUUGAAGAUCUUUGUAAAGGGUUUUCAGGCUUUAAUUUAUCUACUGAAUUGUUAUUCAUGUGCUUUAAUAAUCCCGUAUGCAUUAUCUGUUACACAGAAGUAUAGUUGCCUUGAACUGAUAAAGUAUCAUUAAACAUGUAAAUAUGACUAUAUACUGAUCUGAGCACACUGCUGUGCACUGAUACCAAUAUUUAACAAAUUCACUUUCUUUCAUCCUAUUAAAACGUGGUGAAACAUGGAUCAUUUCUACUACGUUAUUUUGUAUCUAUUUUAUAUCUGUGCCGUUCAAUAUAUGUAUAGUAGUGAGAUUACUUGAGUCGAGUAUGAUGCUUUCCUGAGGGAU